AUGGGGGAGCUCUUUGACUAUGAGCCCGACGUGCUCUCUGAUCGAGCGUCAUUUCUAGCACUCAUUGAUGAACUUUAUCCGUCAGACAAAAUCAUGCAAUUAGAUGUUGAGUUUAGCAGCCGUGGCACCUCACCACCCGGUCCUGAUACGCCGCCCUCAUCUUCGGACGGCGGUCAGGAAGAGGUUGUUAGCCUGGACGCGGAACACGAUCAUCAAGCCUUUGCUCAAGGAGCACUGAUGACAGAAAUGCUCGCGGGAAUAAGAGGAUCCACCCCUCACGAGCUGAUGCGAUCAGGCUCCAACGUCUACCAUGAUCUGAACACGAUCGAGUCAUCCUUCCACGAGCCUUAUCUAGGCGUGCCCUCAUCUUCUCAAGAUUCCCACUGCCAAAUGCCAGCUUACACUUGGGAGAGCUCUCCUGAAAGACUUGUCCAGCACGGGACUGUCUACGGUACCAGCUUUUCAUGGGCCGACCCUGCCGCUAUCAAUUUUAACAACCCUAACCUAGUCUAUCGCCCAGGUGAUCAAGCAUACCAAGAUCUGUCCUCGCCAGAUAUCAUGCCGGCUCAUGCUGGAUACAACCUUGAUGACAGCCUACCAGGGCCCGCCGCGUUCGACUUUGUCGAGCAGCCCGCUAUCCUCACUAGCCAUCAGACAGAUGCAUCUCUCGUGCCACAGCAGCAACCUACUGCUAACGAGCAGAGGACUGUCGUGGCUGCAGAAGACUCUCAUGUCACCGAGAAAGCUCAUCUCCCGAUAAGAAACAACUAUCGAUCAAGAGAGCAGCAUCACUCCCGAUCUCCAGAAAUCACGCGGCGAGGUGAUGGACCCAGAUCUUCUUCAUCACGAGGCUCAAGUCCAAGACCUGCACAUAAAGGAGGACGCUCAGGCGGUCUCGACGGCAAUACACGAGCACAUGCCAACCAGAUGCGCAAGUUGGGAGCAUGUUGGAUUUGUGCUUUUCAAAGAGAUCAGUGCGAUCCGGGAAGUCCUUGCACCAGAUGUCAAGACCGCAGUAUCAGGGGUUCUCUGCAUAUGCUCCCUUGCUCGCGCAUGCACCUUCAAGAACUGGUCCAGCAGUUCCUUCCUGCUACGAUGAACAGACAACAUCGCCGAGAUGAAAUUUUGUCGUUCGCCAAGAAGAGUCUGGGAUUCUGGAGAGCCGAUGCUCCUAUUCAGGUUCACUUGACUUCUUUGGGCAUGGGACACUUCACCUGGGAUCUACACGAGUAUGAACCUUCUUCUCAGAAUCUGCUUUUGCAGACUCGAUACAAGGUUGGGAUCUCCGGGACUUGGCAGCGUGUAGAGAAGAGAUCACCACCUCUGGCUCUCAAGCAAGUCAACUUCAGCCAAAGUCACAAACUGGAAGAUUAUGUUGAUACCAUCCUGAAUCAGUAUCUCGAGAUGUUCCAAGUGCAAGCAUACUAUGGAGAGGAAGAUACGUGUGCCAUGUUCCAGAAUGAGAUACUCGGAGCGCUGUGCAGUCUCUACACCAGCCUACCAGACGAAGACGAUGACAACAAGCUCAAGGGCGAUCUCCGCCACGUUCUUCGCAUGCUGAUUCUAACAUGCAUCAUGGACCAUCCAAUCACGAUAUCCGAGCCUUCGCUUCCCGUCACCAUCGCCUCGAUGCACUCCCACAACAACCCUCACAUCUAUUCUGCCUGGACAUCCCCAUUCCUCGCGAACCGCCAACUCAAAUACUUCUUUGCCGAAAUGCAGACCCAACAAUACAACCGCACGCUCAACCGCCUACACCAAAUCCUCCGGAAAGCAGGCGACAAGAACAAACUCUGGAUGUCUUCGUUUGUAUUGAUGCUCGGCAUUGCCAUCGUACUCGAGAACUGCCAACAUCUACUUUGGAUCAAAGCCGAUGCCAAGGUUGCAAGAAAGGAAACUACGACAGUAGAUGCGGCAUGGGAGGCUCGUGCUCAUUGCGCCGAAAUGGAUGAUGGCUUUGAAUUUUUGUGUAAGCUUUAUCAUUGCAAGUAUCGCGGUAAACAUCGCCAGAAAACCAGAUAUGAAGAGUUGAAGAACAAGACGAGUAGGCCUGCGGAACAGGUCUUUGCGGAUAGGAUCUAUGAGAUUGUGGAUAGGAAUGGGGGAUACCUGUUGCAUAGGCAAAACCUCACCAUCAAUGGUAUGCAGGACAACAACCAUGUGUCAAGGUUGGUUGCGAGGUUUUUGGUCGAGUUGAUGGGAUUGACGCAGUCGACCCCUUGA
Molecule: messenger RNA, 2223 nt
Organism: Aureobasidium melanogenum CBS 110374
Lineage: Eukaryota; Fungi; Ascomycota; Dothideomycetes; Dothideales; Saccotheciaceae
Exons: 4
Coding region: 1-2223 (740 amino acids)
Biological process (GO): regulation of DNA-templated transcription
Molecular function (GO): DNA-binding transcription factor activity, RNA polymerase II-specific; zinc ion binding
Source: RefSeq, a predicted model, not a curated record